This is a messenger RNA of Nothobranchius furzeri (turquoise killifish), 2150 nucleotides long. NCBI's taxonomy places the organism in Eukaryota, Metazoa, Chordata, Actinopteri, Cyprinodontiformes, Nothobranchiidae. The record is from RefSeq and is a predicted model, not a curated record.
CAAACCUGACACAUCUCAGGCUGAACAGGAACAGGAUCCAGACCAUCCACCCGGAUAGCUUCAGCUCCCAGAGGAGGCUGGCUGAUGUGGAUUUGUCUGGGAACAGGCUGAUGUGGAUGUCAGCGACGGUCUUCGGGUCACUCGUCUCUCUCAGGUCCAUCAGACUCGACGGGAACCCCUGGAACUGCUCGUGUGAUGCCAAGAACUUUGUUGACUCUGUGAAAGGUUCGUGAAAUGUCGGAAAACUCAUUUCAGCACAUUUAGAGAUCUAAAACUUUCUGUCUUCAGGAAUGAAGGACAGGAAUCUGCUGAAUGACUCGUUGGACGUGACCUGUGAGUCUCCACCAUCUUUGAAGGCUCGGCCUGUGUGGGGCGUCUCAGUAUGUCCGACAGCACCCUCUAAGGAGCCGCCUACACCCACUGGUUCGUCUCCUGCUCGGAUUGCUUCACCUUAACUUCUCUGCAUGAAUAAUUGGGCCAAGAGAUGUUUUUUAUUCCUGCAGCGAAGUCCGUGACAUCCCGUCCACUUCAGAAGGAAACCUCUGUCCAGUCCGGUUCCAGUCAUCCGCCUACGUUUUCCUCUGUCACUUGUAGAUCAGCUGUUUUCCGUUAGUUUGAGUUAUUUUGAGGGUAAUAAUUUCUGCAGCACGUCUCUUGUUCUUUUCAGCAACACUUCCUCCAUCCAAGACUUCUGUGGGAACCAAACCCAUGGAUGCUCCACCUUCCUUCACCGAAUUUUCAUCAGAUACCAAAUUCUCCACCAACUCCAACCCCACCAGCAAACCAGAAAGCCCACCAUGUCCAUCUCCAGAUCCAAAUCCCAACACUCUCACUGCUGUUCUCGUGCUCAUCUCUGUUCUGCUGUUCACGGCGUGUUUGUUGGUAGUGAUACAAAUCAGGAAAUGCAGAAGGCAAACGGUGAUGCCCGAAUGUCCAAAAAGAGAGCAGCAGGAGGAGCCGGAGGAGGACAGCAGAUCGAGUCGUGAUCAGUCUCUGAGCGGACCCCCAGAUGUGGCUCGCAGGAGAUCGUUUACUGGCGUCAGAGCAAAGUCGGCAAACGCUGUCAUCCUCACUUCUCCUUUCUGUGUGUCUGAGAAAGAUGAAGUGCAUUUCCAAAAGGAGAGCAAAGAGGUUUCAGAAAAUCCUGGAGAGAAGAAGCUGCUAGCUGAAAGUGGAGGAGGAAAUGAGUCGGACCGUUUCACAACCACAGAUGUGGGUUCAGAGGAUCAAAAACUUGAACACGAAAGUCUAAAUCUGCAUGAGAACCAGGAGGGCAUUAGUGCUGACUAUGUGCCAUAUCUGAGCAUCGGCACGGUCAAGAACAAACCCGGUCCUGGUGAGGCCACCUCAGGUCCAGAGGUGAAGAGGAAAGUUUUCAGGAGGAUCUCCACUUGGCCUCCUACUGCUGCUCAGUGGCAGGAAAGAUGUCAAAAGAAAGAAGAGGAUGAUGGCUUUGAUGUUUGGACACAAAAUAUAUCAGUGAAGCUCUCAGAUGACGUGGAGCGGAUCAAGAAGGAACAUCCCAGCAGCUCCAAUCAGUGUGAGAAAAGUCAAACUCAAAGGGAUGCUCACACCCCAAAACACUCUGAUGCUCUCACGCCUAGUGAGCCUUCUGUCAGCAAGCUAAAGGAGGGAGGAGAGAGCCUAGAUCCAGCUAAAAGCAUCGCAAUCGGCUGUAACGAAGAGUUCACUUCCAUGGAGCAUCCCGUACUGAACAGCAGCAUGAAGGCUGAUGUGAGAAUAGACCCGAUGCGAUGCGAGAACGCCAGGCCGAAGGCAGAAAACAGAGCUGCUGGCUCCAAGGCUCCUUCAGGCGGUGCCUCGCCUGAUGAUGAAACUCUGCUGUCAGGGAACGAAUACGUCUUCAUGGACCUGCUCCACGAGGUGGUUCAGAACCACGGCCGCUGGACUCGAGAGAGGUGGAAGCAGAUGCGUGUCAACAAGCAGCGGCGAUAGGAAAUGGGUUUAAACACUCUUUAAAGCCGAGUUAUCUAAAAGCUUUAGACAUGUGUAAAAAGUGAUGGUCUUACCCUGUUCUCUUAUAUAAUACAGAGAACAAGUCACUUUUAAUUAAGCCUGCACCCCCCAUCCCUUUGAGCCCCACCCAAUUCAAACCUAGCACCACUCAUCAUUAGCCAAUAGGAUUCGAC